UUUAUACAGUUUGUUUGUGAAGAAAAGUUGAUUUGAGUUUAAGAGACUCCAUGGUCUUUGAACGCAUCAUGAUUAGUUAUAGUUUGUCUGAGUGUGUGUAUGUGUGUGUGUGUGUUUGGGGGCUAUAUCAGUGUCAUCCUCAGCUCCAGCAGGGUGUGUGGCCAUCAGACGGCUCCUCUCCUCUGGACGGAGGCAUUAAAACCUCUGAAUCUGGAGCUGAAGCUGCAGAGCAGCGGUGUGGAGGGUUGAGCGGAAAUGAGGAGAAAUGAACUCAGGUCGACAAUCACAGACUAAUAUUCCUCCUCCAUCAUUCUCCAGGCCUCCUGCCCUUCCAGCGCAUUAAAAGCGCAUUAAAUAUCAUUAAAGUAACGACCAUAUUCCUCUGAAAUUGCUCUAAUAAUCAUUUGACAUGAGACUUUUUCCUCUCUUUGACCGGAUAAUCGUUAUUUUCGGGGUUAUUUCCGCGCGCCGUGGCGCAGCGUGGGCUGGGGCCGGAGGGGGCGUGUGUUGGACGGACGGGGCGUGGAUGUGGGUUUCCCGUGGAGCACCAGGACCAGAACCCGCGGAGGACCAGACGAACAUCCCGGCAUGCUGCUCUCCAGUCUGGGGACGUGAGGGUCCGUCAGUGAUGGAUGCGUGGCGCUCCGCUGUGACGCGCAGUGGGCAGGUUUGGCGCACAUCGCGCCUGUGGAUGAGAUGAUCCGGUUCGCGGCUGAACCAUGAAGUCCCUCGGCGUGCCAUGCUUCCUGCGCUCCGUCCUCCAUGGGAUGCAGUAGAUGGAGAGCUGCGCUCAACUUCGGACACCUGAAGGCGCAGUCCAGGCUGCCCGUCUUCUUCACCAUGAUCUUCCUCUUCACCUACCUCUGCUACUGCCUCAGCAGCCGCUGCGACGCGCUGCCCCGGCCGGUGUUCAGCAUCGGCGCUCCGGCGGCCGAGCGGCUCCUGGGCUCCGCGGUGCCGCUGCUCCGGCAUCGGUUGGCGGACUCCGCCGGCGGCCUCCGGCCUCCCGACAACAUCUCCGUCUCCAAUAACUUCGGCAGCAAGAAGUUCCCGCAGGCCAUCAUCAUCGGGGUGAAGAAGGGCGGAACCCGGGCGCUGCUGGAGUUCCUGCGGGUCCACCCGGACGUCAGAGCCGUGGGCGCCGAGCCUCACUUCUUCGACCGCUGCUACGACAAGGGGCUGGGCUGGUACAGGAGUUUAAUGCCUCGGACUCUGGAGGGUCAGAUCACCAUGGAAAAGACUCCAAGUUACUUCAUCACCAAAGAAGCUCCGCGCCGCGUCCACGCCAUGAGCCGCCACACCAAACUCAUCGUGGUGGUGCGAGACCCAGUGACCCGGGCCGUCUCUGAUUACACCCAGACGCUGUCCAAAUCUCCUGGGCUUCCAUCGUUCCAGAACCUCGCCUUCCGCAACGACAGCGCGGCGCUCAUCGACACGUCCUGGAGCGCCGUACGCAUCGGCAUCUACGCCAAGCACCUGGAGAACUGGCUGCGCUACUUUCCUCUGUCACGCUUCCUGUUUGUAAGCGGGGAGCGGCUGGUGACAGACCCAGCGGGGGAGAUGGGCAGAGUCCAGGACUUUCUGGGCCUCAAACGCGUGGUGACGGACAAACACUUCUACUUCAACCAGACCAAAGGUUUCCCCUGCUUGAAGAAGCCUGAGGGCAGCAGCCGGCCGCGCUGCCUGGGGAAGUCGAAGGGCAGACCGCAUCCUCAGAUACCGACUGAGGUUCUGCUCAGGCUCAGAAACUUCUACAGACCCUUGAACCUCAAGUUCUACCAAAUGACCGGCCAAGACUUUGGCUGGAGCUGAACGCCGGCCCACCAAACAUCUUCCAUCCGUCAAUGCCAGCCUGGUUGUGAAGCUUUUCCAAAGAGACUUUUAGCUCCUCAAGGUCCUUGCAGAAGUUAUUCUUAUGUCUUGACUCCACUGAGCGGUACGAUACGGGUCGACUUGGUUCGGUUCUGUAUUUUAUGCCCGGUGUAUUCACCACUAUUGGGCCGGCGGGGUUACACCCUAGUAAAAGGUUCCCACCCCAAUAAACUAUUGUACCGACCUGACCCGAAAUGAGGAGUUAUAACCUUGUUUAAGCUAGUAGUUCUUGAGCCACGUUAGUAAAACUGAAGUCCUAGUCAAAUCCCUCAGAACCACACGCCACAGAGACACACACUACUUUAACAGUUGUUCAAACUUCCAGCCUUCAAAGAGCUGAAUGUAUUAUGACCUGUCAAAAUAAAAGCACACAUACAGUUAAUGUAUGGGUCAAAGGGCUAAUGGACCCGAACAGAACCACACAAACCAAGGGAGGCACUUUGAGUCAUGGUACUAUCACAAUAAAAGUACAUAGGUUGGGAAUCAGCUGUUCACCUCCACAUCUACAGUUACAUGUAAAAAUAAUUUUAAUAUUUCAAAGUGAAGAACUUUUAAAGUUUAUUUGUUUAUGAAUUAAGGAAGAACUCCUGGUCCAAACAGGCUCCUGACAUUCAAACUGCUAAACGUUUCCAUGCUGAACGUUUCCUCUUCGGCGGUGCUUUGCAUAUUUACAGACCUAAACAAAAACUCCCAGCUGUUUCCUAACUGACUGGCCUGGUGCUCAUAUAUGCAACUUUGUAUUUUUG
Messenger RNA from Gambusia affinis (western mosquitofish), 2618 nucleotides. RefSeq names its product heparan sulfate glucosamine 3-O-sulfotransferase 6. Gene Ontology annotation, molecular function: [heparan sulfate]-glucosamine 3-sulfotransferase activity. Bases 763 to 1812 code for a protein of 349 amino acids. Lineage: Eukaryota; Metazoa; Chordata; Actinopteri; Cyprinodontiformes; Poeciliidae. The record is from RefSeq and is a predicted model, not a curated record. The transcript has 2 exons.